CUAGAGAAGGCUUAGGUCGGUCCAACGAAGGCCCUCCUCCCAGGAUAGCCCAGAGAAGGUCCGUAGCGAUCUUGGCACAAGCCAUUCUGGCUCAAGUGGGCAGCUGUGCGCCCAAGUUCAGUGCUACCGCAAAAGUUCAUAACCUCCUGAGUGGUCAUGAUGAUGUCUCGGCAGACGUCGGCAGCGAUGACCCUGAUUCUGGCAGUGGACUUUGUGACGCUCUCCCAGGCAAGGGUUGGUGGCAAAGAGAAGGGCGGCGCUUGCGAGUGUCAGAACUGGGCGGACGUCUACUACAGAAGCCUUGCUUCAUGCGGUCGCGCCAACGAGCUGUAUUUCCUCAGCAAGUGGGGCUUCUCGGCUGCAUAUGCUGCGACCGAGCCCAUCACUGGCUUGCCCCACAAAGUCUGCGCGGACUUCUUCAAGAACUUCCUGAGCACAUCCUGUGUGAACGUGGACCUGCUCGGGGGGUCCAAGCCCACCAACCGCUCUGGUCAGCAGUGGUGCUACGUUAGCAACGACUGCGAUAAUCUCAAUGGCGGCGAGUACGCUUCGAAUCAGAUAGGUUUCGCCCAGGGUGCCUGGAACAAUCUGCAAAGCGCGAGCACUCUGGCCUGGAAGAUCUGCGAGCCAACUGCAGACGCCAUGCUGAAGCACAUGUCAGUCCAAGAGGUCAUCGAUGCCGCUACCGAGAGCGACGUCAGCUUGUCUCGGAUCCUGCGCUUGGCCUACCCCGCCGUCAACAUCACUUACGGCGAGGCCGCCGCCUACCUGGAGGCCGUCAACGACGCCUACUCCAACACCUCGACGCUGGAGGAGAUGGUGGACUCCGUCGACGCCCCUGCCCCCGUCUGGGGCAGUGCCGCCGCGAGCGUCCACGCCCGCCUGGCCACCGUGGUGAAGUCCGAGCAGGCCACCAUACUCGAUUCGCCGGGCCACGGCGACAACUUCCACGUGGUUCAGGGCCGCGCGGUGUACGAGGUCAAGAGGGUCCCGAACGGCAACAUGGCGUACCUGGGCGGACACUUCGCGGACGAGUUCACAGUCUCUUGCAUCCUGGGUUGCGCCCUGGCCGAGCGCCUCGACGCGGUCGACUUGGAGACGCUCUGAUGCCGGCCGGCGGGGCACGAGACGGAACGUGUGCACAGCGAGGCGCUCCACCGAUGCCUAGAGUGUAGAGGAGGAGGCGGAGGAGGGGACAUGUGGAGGAAAUGUGGCAUGGGGGGAACGUGAUCGUAGGCUUGCUGCUUGGGCAUCGUUUUUGGAUCCUGCGCCCCUUUUUGCCGCGCCGGCCACUGCCGCGCCUCGCCGUUGGGCUCGGCGCGGGCAGGACUUAGUUGGCUGCGCGCAACAAAAAUGAUAUAGCCCAGAGAAUGCCUCGGAACGCGGAUGUGGGCCCAGGGAAGGCCUCUCUUCCAUGCGUAGGCCUAGGUCGGUCCGGGGAAUGCCUGGAAGGCUCAGGUUGGCCCAGGGAGGGCCCGACGACGUGGCUGGGCGCGAUGUGGCGCCCCCUCCCGCGCGCGGCAGACCAGCAGAAGUGCGCGCCCCGCUCCGGCCCAAGCGC
This is a messenger RNA of Prorocentrum cordatum, 1561 nucleotides long. Lineage: Eukaryota; Dinophyceae; Prorocentrales; Prorocentraceae. The record is from the annotation of a GenBank genome assembly.